Molecule: messenger RNA, 682 nt
Organism: Lycium barbarum (goji berry)
Lineage: Eukaryota; Viridiplantae; Streptophyta; Magnoliopsida; Solanales; Solanaceae
Exons: 3
Coding region: 221-523 (100 amino acids)
Source: RefSeq, a predicted model, not a curated record
UAGUUAUGCUUUGACAUAUAUAUACCCCUCAUUUUAACGGAAGAACAUGUGUCAUCAUCCUAUUGACCUAUAUUUAAGUCUCCCCUAAUUAAUUAAAAUCCAACCCAUAAUUAGAUAUCCAAUUAAAAGACCCAUAUUCAAGUUCAAAAGCAUCAAACACCUUCAAGUUCCCGAAUGCCUGAUCUCCACUGCCACUUGCUGAUGACCCCGUACAUUGAUUAUGGCUAAGACUCAAGUACUCGACCGACGCAGUACAAACUCUGGAUCUAAAGUACCAUCAAGCAUAUUUCGAUGCACGUCAAGAACUUCAAGGAACCAUUUUCUAGACGCAACAUUCAGCCAUGCGCUUAACCAUCAGCCGAUGAUUCAAACUCCUAAAAAUUUCCCUCUGCUUUCAGCAGGAUUUCAUGAUUGGGGAAUGGGCCAUCAACCAACAAGAAGACUUCUCAAACAACUUGAACUAUCACAAGCAAUUGCAAUGAAGAAAUACUCAAGCUACAUACAUGCAUACAAUCCUCUUUAAGUUUCACCAAAAUACAAGAGUUUUUUUAAUGAUAAAGUAUACAUGCUCUCACCAAAUUUCAUAAAAGAACCUGCACGUGGAGUUGGCCAUUUUGUAAUUAUUACUCUCCCCUUAUGAUUAUCUAUUGCGAGGUGAGGUGAGGUAAUGUCCUAUUUCUUA